This is a messenger RNA of Scaptodrosophila lebanonensis, 1117 nucleotides long. RefSeq names its product CCR4-NOT transcription complex subunit 9. Gene Ontology annotation, biological process: negative regulation of translation; mRNA catabolic process. Gene Ontology annotation, cellular component: P-body; CCR4-NOT core complex; CCR4-NOT complex. The transcript has a single exon. NCBI's taxonomy places the organism in Eukaryota, Metazoa, Arthropoda, Insecta, Diptera, Drosophilidae. The coding region runs from base 70 to 969 and encodes 299 amino acids. The record is from RefSeq and is a predicted model, not a curated record.
AGUCAAGGACGCUUUUAUAUCCAAAUUGAACAUAUUUUUAUAACAACUUCAUUUAUAUGAGUAACAUAUAUGCAGAGCAAAAUGGCGGAAAUCAAAUUAUCGGCUGACGAGCUGUGCGUCGAAGCGGAGCGAAUAUUUCAAUGGAUUUCCGAUUUGUGUAACAAAGAUACUAGGCCGGUUGCUAUGCGCGAGCUCUGCGACCGUCAGGAUUACAUUGAGGGGCUAGGACCGUUAAUGUGGCACGCUUUCGGUGCUGUUUCCGGCCUAAUGCAGGAGCUCAUUGCUGUCUACGUCUACUCCACUGCGCUCGAGAAUGAAAUAAGCACAUUGCAAGCGCAACGGGUUUGUUCUGCCAUUGGUCUGGUACAGAUCAUUGGCUCACAUCCGGAUACAGCACCCCAGCUGCUACAUUCCCAAUUCAUGGCGUAUCUACUGCCAUUGCUAAGGAUGACGCGCCAGACCCGAGCAGUUGAACACGUGAGACUGUCCGUGAUGGGCGUGAUUUGUGGAAUGCUAGAGCUGGAUUCGCUGGAAGUGGUGCAAUUUUUUUUGGGCACCGAGCUAAUACCGCUUAUGCUGCGUCAAUUGGAGCUCGGCUCGAGGAUGAUGAAGAUCAAGUCCGCCCUUGUAUUGCACCGCAUCGUAGAGAACGAUGUGGGUUUGGAAUUUGUAUGCCGGCAUCAGGCACGCCUGUUGCAUCUGAUCUCCACGUUGGCUCAUGUGGUGCAUCAAUUGACGCUGGAGCCAGAGCCGGGUAUCCUUAAGCAUGUCGUCCACACAUAUGUACGCCUGACCGACAACAGAAUGGCCAAUGAGCUGUUGGUCGAGCACUUGCCAGAACAACUGCGCAACGGCUAUUUUUGCGAAGAGAGCCUGCUUGGCUAUGAACAGGCGCCAUUUGAGCUCGGCGUGCUGAACCGCAAGGUGCACCUCGCGCUCAGCACAAACAUUGAACAGGAAGCCGAUUAGAUAGCUGACCCACUGAAUGUGAAAGAUUAUUUGAAGCAAAAGUAAUCAUAAAGUACGAGAUCUGUUCGGAAACAAGGGAACACUUUUGUUAACGGAAACAUAACAUCUGCUUGACCCCACACAAAUAAAUAUAAAUGUUCGCUUUUAA